AUGGCAGGAAAUAGCCUUGUUCUACCCAUCGUCCUGUGGGGCCGCAAAGCUCCCACGCACUGCAUAUCAACGUUACUGUUAAUGGAUGACGUGUCGAUGAUUGUCACAGGAUGUCAUGACGGACAAAUAUGUCUCUGGGACCUCUCCUUAGAUUUAGAGAUUAAUCCUAGAGCUCUGUUGUUUGGUCAUACAGCCUCAAUUACUUGUUUAUCAAAGGCUUCUGCUUCCAGUGAAAAGCAGUAUAUAGUGAGUGCAUCAGAAAGUGGGGAGAUGUGUCUAUGGGAUGUGAAUGAUGGGAGAUGCAUAGAGUUCACUAAAUUAGCCUGUGCACAUACUGGCAUACAGUUCUACCAAUUCACUGUUGGGACUCAGCGUGAGGGGAGACUGUUAUGCCAUGGACAUUAUCCAGAAAUUCUUGUUGUGGACGCUACCAGCCUUGAAGUUCUUUAUUCUUUAUUAUCAAAGAUAUCUCCUGACUGGAUCAGCUCCAUGAGUAUCAUUCGAUCCAAUAGAACACAAGAGGAUACUGUUGUAGCUGUUUCAGUGACUGGCAUUCUGAAAGUGUGGAUAAUAACCUCUGAAGUCAGUCACAUGCAGGAUACUACGCCAAUAUUUGAAGAGGAGUCUAAACCUAUUUAUUGUCAAAACUGUCAAAGCAUUUCUUUUUGUGCGUUUACCCAGCGGUCAUUGUUGGUAGUGUGCUCCAAAUACUGGAGGGUUUUUGAUGCUGGAGAUUAUUCCCUCUUAUGUUCAGUCCCUAGUGAGAAUGAGCAGACGUGGACUGGUGGUGACUUUGUGUCAGCUGAUAAAGUGAUUGUAUGGACAGAAGAUGGACAAAGUUUUAUAUACAAAUUACCAGCCAGUUGUCUACCAGCUAGCGAUUCAUUUCGUAGUGAUGUGGGAAAAGCAGUAGAAAAUUUAAUUCCGCCUUUGCUGUACAGUGUAUUGGACAGAGCAGUUAAACAGUUACUAAUAUGUCCCCCAGUUACUCGAUUCUUCUAUGGACGUAGAGAGUUUUUCAAUAAACUCUUAAUCCAAGGAGACUCUUCAGGGAGACUGUAUAUUUGGAGUGUGCCUGAUACAUUUGAACAACAGGACAGUGCAGAAGGACUACAAGCAACAACUUCAAUAUCCCUACAGGAAGCUUUUAAUAAACUUAGUCCUCACCCUGCUGGAAUUAUAGACCAAUUAAGCUUAAUACCAAACAUCAAUGAACCACUUAAAGUGACAGCCAGUGUGUAUAUCCCAGCGCAUGGGCGUCUGGUUUGUGGUCGUGAAGAUGGGAGCAUUGUUAUUGUACCAGCAACACAGACUGCCAUAGUUCAGCUUCUGCAAGGAGAGCAUAUGCUUAGGAGAGGUUGGCCACCUCACCGGACUCUCCGAGGUCAUCGAAACAAAAUUACCUGUUUACUGUAUCCUCAUCAGGUUUCUUCUCGUUAUGAUCAAAGGUAUUUGAUCUCAGGUGGUGUGGAUUUCUCGGUCAUCAUAUGGGAUAUAUUUUCUGGAGAGAUGAAACAUAUCUUCUGUGUACAUGGUGGAGAAAUUACACAGCUUCUAGUUCCACCAGAAAACUGUAGUGCAAGAGUCCAGCACUGUGUUUGCUCUGUUGCCAGUGAUCACUCAGUAGGUCUUCUGAGUUUGCGGGAGAAGAAAUGUAUCAUGCUGGCAUCCCGUCACCUUUUUCCUAUCCAAGUAAUAAAAUGGAGGCCUUCAGAUGACUACCUGGUGGUGGGGUGCUCAGAUGGAUCUGUAUAUGUCUGGCAAAUGGAUACUGGUGCGCUGGACAGGUGUGUGAUGGGAAUAACUGCAGUUGAAAUCUUGAAUGCUUGUGAUGAGGCCGUUCCAGCUGCUGUAGACUCCCUUAGUCAUCCGGCUGUCAACCUGAAGCAGGCCAUGACUAGACGUAGUCUGGCUGCUCUGAAAAAUGUGGCGCAUCAGAAACUACAGACUCUUGCCACUAACCUUUUAGCUUCAGAAGCAUCUGACAAAGGGAAUUUACCUAAAUAUUCACAUAACUCUCUGAUGGUUCAAGCUAUAAAGACCAACUUAACGGAUCCGGAUAUACAUGUGCUCUUCUUUGAUGUAGAAGCACUGAUUAUACAGCUACUGACGGAAGAAGCCUCUAGGCCUAAUACAGCACUUAUUUCCCCAGAGAAUUUACAGAAAGCAUCUGGCAGUUCUGACAAAGGGGGCUCCUUCCUGGCUGGUAAACGAGCAGCAGUUCUCUUCCAGCAGGUCAAGGAAACCAUCAAAGAGAAUAUAAAAGAACAUCUUCUUGAUGAUGAAGAUGAGGAUGAGGAAUCAAUAAGACAGAGAAGAGAAGACAGUGACCCAGAAUAUCGCUCUAGCAAAUCUAAACCAUUAACCUUGUUAGAAUAUAAUCUAACCAUGGAUACCGCAAAGCUUUUUAUGUCCUGUCUUCAUGCCUGGGGCUUGAAUUCUGUUCUAGAUGAGCUUUGCCUUGAUCGUCUUGGGAUGCUUAAGCCACACUGUUCCGUGUCCUUUGGCCUGCUGUCUAGAGGUGGCCACAUGUCUCUCAUGCUUCCUGGUUAUAAUCAGUCUAUAGGUAAACAGUCAUAUGACAGUGUGGAAUUAGGAAGAAAAAUGUCUGUUUCUGAAGGACUAGGAAAGGGGACAUACGGUGUAUCACGUGCUGUCACCACUCAGCAUCUCCUGUCUAUUAUUUCACUGGCAAACACAUUGAUGAGUAUGACUAACGCAACUUUUAUUGGAGACCACAUGAAAAAAGGUCCAACCAGGCCUCCUAGGCCAGGAACUCCUGAGAUGUCAAAAAUGAAGGCACCCCCUUCAAUUUCAAGUCAUGCAGCUCAAGGACAAAUUAAGCAAGUUGCUCCUGCUGUUUCUUCUAGCACUGAAGCUGGUCACUCUGGCUCUGACACUGCUCCUACUUUACAUACCUGUUUCUUAGUAAAUGAAGGGUGGAGCCAGCUCGCUGCUAUGCACUGUGUUAUGCUCCCUGACCUAUUAGGACUGGAUAAAUUCAGACCUCCUCUUCUGGAGAUGCUAGCUCGCAGGUGGCAGGAUCGAUGCUUGGAGGUAAGAGAAGCUGCCCAGGCCUUGCUGUUAGCAGAACUGAGAAGAAUUGAACAGGCGGGUCGGAAAGAAACGAUUGAUGCAUGGGCUCCAUAUUUACCACAAUAUAUCGACAGUGUUAUAUCACCUGGAGUGACAACAGAAGCCAUUCAAACGGGUAGUGCAAGCCCAGAUUCGUUGGGAACAGAAGCGAAAGUUCAGGAAGAAGAGCAUGAUCUAGUUGAUGAUGACAUCACAGCAGGUUGUCUAUCUGGUCUCCCACAAAUGAAAAAAAUAUCCACGUCGUACGAAGAGAGAAGGAAGCAAGCUACCGCCAUUGUUUUGCUUGGAGUGAUUGGAGCAGAAUUUGGAGCUGAAAUUGAACCUCCAAAACUUUUGACUCGGCCACGCAGUUCUAGUCAGAUUCCCGAGGGAUUUGGUUUAACUAGCGGUGGAUCAAAUUAUUCCUUGGCAAGGCAUACGUGCAAGGCGCUGACGUUCCUCCUGCUGCAGCCGCCCAGCCCCAAGCUGCCCGCGCACAGCACCAUCCGCCGCACCGCCAUCGACCUCAUCGGCCGCGGCUUCACCGUCUGGGAGCCCUACAUGGACGUCUCCGCCGUGCUCAUGGGGCUGCUGGAGCUCUGCGCCGACGCCGAGAAGCAGCUCGCCAACAUCACAACGGGGCUGCCGCUGAGCCCCGCGGCCGACUCGGCCCGCUCGGCACGCCACGCGCUCUCGCUCAUCGCCACGGCCAGGCCGCCCGCCUUCAUCACCACCAUCGCCAAGGAGGUGCACAGGCACACGGCCCUGGCCGCCAACACGCAGUCCCAGCAGAAUAUUCACACCACCACCCUCGCCCGGGCUAAAGGAGAGAUCUUGAGAGUCAUUGAAAUACUGAUUGAGAAGAUGCCUACUGAUGUGGUGGACCUCCUUGUGGAGGUUAUGGACAUCAUCAUGUAUUGCCUUGAAGGAUCUUUAGUUAAGAAAAAAGGUCUUCAGGAAUGCUUUCCAGCCAUCUGCAGGUUCUACAUGGUCAGCUAUUAUGAGCGGAGUCACAGAAUAGCGGUUGGAGCUCGCCAUGGUUCAGUGGCCCUCUACGACAUCCGGACUGGGAAAUGUCAGACUAUCCAUGGCCAUAAAGGACCCAUAACUGCUGUAUCUUUUGCUCCUGAUGGCCGGUACCUUGCCACAUACUCCAAUUCGGACAGUCAUCUCUCCUUCUGGCAGAUGAACACCUCGCUGCUGGGCAGCAUCGGCAUGCUGAACUCGGCGCCCCAGCUCCGCUGCAUCAAGACCUACCAGGUGCCGCCGGUGCAGCCCGCUUCCCCGGGCUCCCACAACGCGCUCAAGCUGGCCCGCCUGAUCUGGACGUCCAACCGCAACGUCAUCCUCAUGGCCCACGACGGCAAGGAGCAUCGCUUUAUGGUCUAGAGUCAGUCCGCCUGUGUUAGCACUGCGUUUCUGUUUUGCAGUUCCUUGCAGUUCUCCCUUUUUCUUCCCAUGUGUCCUUCGAACACCAGUGCCCCCCGAGCCCACGGAGGCACCGGCCAGGCCACGCGUUUCCGCCCGCUCUCCAGGGCAGAGCCCUGCCCGUGCCAGCUGCCCGUGCAGGGCUCGCGCCAGCCAGGCAGCAGGCGGACAUUGCCGCCGGGUGGGGGUCCGGCAGCUGGGAGGAGGGGGCGGAGGGCUUUGGGGAACGGGCCUGGGGCCAGGUGCACGGAGACUGAGAAACGGGUGGCCCGGAGGUGGCCCUCCGUGGCAAGACCGGCGCUCGCGGGAAUCAGAACCCAGGCCGGGAAGCUGGGCUGGAUCCGCUCCCUUCUCAUUGCAUGUUGAGUUAGCAGCAGCAGCCCUAAUUACCAAUAGUGUUUGUUUGUCUGGAGAUUCCUAGAGAGUCUCCCUGUUUACCAAAAGGCUCCAUGUUUACAUGUACUUUCUUCUAGAGACCAUUGGUGAUCACUGGCUGGUAGAGUUGACCAGUGAGGUUUCCUGCUGAGGGCCCAAGUGCCUCGGGAGUCGGGAGGAAUCGAGCUUUCGGGCACGGGUGCUCGUUAUUCCUGCCGGAAGAGGCCUGUUUCCUCCUCGAAAGCUUAAGCUCUUAAGUGAGUGGGAAGUGCUGAUGUCCUCAGUCACUGUUUGGUCUAAUCUGGAAGAAAGAAUAGUAAUCCACAUGUAAAUAAAAAAAAAUCUCUUGAAGACGGAAUAGCAAACUUGAAAAAAGGCAUAUUUAUAUAUAAAGGUGUUUUUUUGCUACGAAUGCAGGUAUUUAUUAAAAAAAAAAAAAAAAGACCUUUUUCUUCCAUACGUCGUUCCCAUUUGUGCUGGAUCUUGCAGGGAAAUGAGCAUCUGCCUGUAUGCCGUGGCGUGUUGCUGUGUACGGCGUGCAGAGUCAGGCACUCGCGGUUCGGCUUCGCGGAAGGAUGAAGGGGUGCGAGCGCAAACCCUCAAGGGAGACGGGACCAGUGUCGUUGGUAUUUAGCAAUUCUGACAAGAAAAAUUAUGAAAAAAUAUGUAAAAGGUAGGUCAUUUGAACGGAUAUAUUGAAAGAUUUCUUAAGUAGGAAUAUUCCUAUGUGAUAUUUGCUGUAACUGUUUCCCUCUUCUUGCAUAUCUAAGUUUGUGAAAUAUUUAAUAGUGUGAAAAUGUUUAUGCUCACAGUAAAAAAACAAAAAAUCCAUAAAAUACUUUUAUUUAAACAUAUUGAUGUAUAUGCUUGUAUAGCUUUUUCUUUGCCAUUUUUGUCUGAAAUGCUCACAGAAGGUGGCUGUCUUUACAUGAUAAAGUAAAAAUGGUACUUGCAGAAUCCUCCCUCCCCCAAAAAAUAAUAAAUGAAUUUCUAAAAUGGCUUCUAAAUAUAAAAAGCAUUGAUUUUUUUAUUUUUAAGGUGGUCUGUGUAGUACACUAUACAUGAAAGUGAGAUUUAUAGUCCAGAAGCUGCAUAUCUGUUUACUGUUUAAAAAAUAGCAAAAGGUAAGAAAUUAAGACCAUUAGGAAUGUUUAACACAAACGGCCAUAAAUUUUACUCUUUUUUUUUUUAACUCUGGUCAGAAUGUAGUGUAUAGUGGAAAAAUGUGUAGUAGACUGUCAGGGGGGGUUUUAAGUGAAAUAACACAACAUGCAUGUACACUGUGUUUAUAAAGGUAAAUGUGUAACCUCCAAGGGUUUUUUAAAAAAAAGAAGAAGAAGAAGAAGAAAGAAAAGCCGACAGACCCUCCAUCUGUAGGGUGAAAUCCUAUACUCCUGUGUCUAAGGUCCCGGCACACGAGGCAAGCUGAGAGGUGCACUUCAAACGUGCUCCCACAGGUAUUCCAGCAUCCUGUCGCUUCUGUUACGCUGUGUUUCCCGGUAUAUAUACGGGUAUUUAUGUGUGCGCGUGUUUACAUCCAGAAACAAAGUGCAGCCCCGGUGGGGGUGUGUGACCAUACCUCUCAAAUGGUUUCUUGGUGGGACAGAGAAAGAACAUUUUGAAUUAUAUAUGCCUAAAAAUGUUUGUUUUAAGCAAGCAGUAGAGUGCAUUUUUCAGUCGCAAAGGAGAGGUGGCAGUUACCUUCCGUCCUGAGACUUCGUUAAACGCCGCAAAGCUAAAGCAUUGAUGCUGAAAGCUGUCGUAGGUGUCCUUGUAGGGGACAAAGGUCCCUCAAAGCUUCUCGUACCGCUCUCGCUUAGGAGCGGUGAGGCGUUCAGCCCAGCGCGCUUCGAGAGCAGCCGGGCCGGUGCGGGCCCGCGCGGCGGCACGGCUCUGCGCCGAGGCGACGGCAAAUGCUCCGUGGAAUUUGUGCGUUAGGCACAAAUCACCCGCGUGGGUGACUGCUGACCCCCGUGCUCAGCUCCUCCGCAGCCUGGAGCUCUCAGCACUGCAGCGAGAUGAGUAUUGUCACUCCAGUGUAAGCUUUUAGUGUUUUAUUGAUUUGUUAGUACUGUAUUUGGAGUUGUCCUUGUAAAUGUAGAGACGCAUAUGGCUUCAUUGGCAGUUUACAAGCCAAAGCUGACAUGAUGAGACACCUGUAUGAAAAUGCUGUCCUGAUUGAAGCCCCUGUGUAUGGCAAGUGGUUGCAAUGUCUGCCGCUCGAGCAGCCUCCGGGCGAGCCCGCUCCCAGCCCGCUGUACGUGGUCAACACCCUGCUGUAAAUAUGCGUGUGAAAUAAAACUGGACUGUA
This is a messenger RNA of Rhea pennata, 7189 nucleotides long. It is a transcript of the gene WDR7, whose product is annotated as WD repeat domain 7. The record is from RefSeq and is a predicted model, not a curated record. Lineage: Eukaryota; Metazoa; Chordata; Aves; Rheiformes; Rheidae. The transcript is spliced from 27 exons. The coding region runs from base 1 to 4464 and encodes 1487 amino acids. Gene Ontology annotation, molecular function: protein binding. Gene Ontology annotation, cellular component: cytoplasm.